CUGUUUGGCCUCUCUGGGCUUUCAACUUAAUUUAGUUCUCUCUCAUGACCAAAAAGCAUUCAUUCUAGAGCAUUAGUUAGUUAGUUAGUUAGUUAGUUAGUUAUAUGCAUAUGUAUAUAAACGUAUGCAUGCAGAGAUUCAUUAUGAUCUGUGUCAUCCCCAUCCUCUACGUACGUAUGCAUGCAAGUUUUUCGUGAAUUUUGAAAUUAAUUUAUUUUCGUUACGUUAAUUCUUCAAUUUUCAAGAUCAGUCAAAUAUAUAUGUUUCCUCUUAAGCUUCCUAAAUUCAUCAGCCUUACGGCUUCCAUAGAUUGGUUUUACCGGCAUUCUUUCGCCAACGCCGGCCUUCGGUCGGUUUUAACCAAUCUAGAUGAUGGCACCAUCAUGAAUUGCUGGGUGCCCAAAUCCCACAAACCCUACAAACCGACCCUCCUCCUCCUCCAUGGCUUUGGAGCCAAUGCUAUGUGGCAAUACGGGGAGCAUCUACGGCACUUUACCCCCCACUUCAACGUGUACGUGCCUGACCUCCUCUUUUUCGGCCACUCCUACACAUCGUGCGUGGAACGCUCAGAGUCGUUCCAAGCGCAAUGUGUAAUAAGGUUAAUGGAGGCCCACGGGGUUGGAAAGAUGAGCAUGGUGGGGAUAAGCUAUGGUGGGUUUGUGGCGUACAACGUGGCCUUACAGUGUCCGGGGAUGGUAGAGAGGGUUGCGCUGUGUUGUGCCGGGGUGUGCUUGGAGGCGAAGGAUAUGGAGGAAGGGUUGUUUAGGGUGUCGAACUUGGAUGAGGCUGCAAGCAUUUUGUUGCCUCAGACUCCAGAGAAGCUAAAGGAAUUGAUGCGCUAUUCAUUUUUCAAGCCUGCAAAGGGCGUGCCCUCUUUUUUUCUCACGGAUUUCAUUCAUGUGAUGUGUACAGAUUAUGUAGAAGAAAAGAGAGACUUGAUCCGGGCAAUACUCACGGAGCGAAAAAUGUUUAAUCUUCCCAAGAUCACACAGCCCACAUUGAUAAUAUGGGGACAACAGGACCAGAUAUUUCCGGUGGAGCUAGGGUACAGAUUAAAGAGGCAUGUAGGGAAAAGUGCUCAACUGGUGAUUAUCAAGAACGCAGGACAUGCUGUGAACCUGGAAAAGCCCAAGGAGUUUGUGAAGCACCUGAAAGCCUUCUUUUAUGACUCACCCUCAUCUCCGUCGUCACCAACAACAUGGAAAGAUCACUUUCAAUUUCACAUCAACAAAGUCUCUUCAUAAGUAAACUUCUAAUUUAAUUAGGUGAUUUUGACAAGAAUAUAUAUAUGUAUAUAUAUAUAUAUAUAUAUAUACAGAGAGCUUCCAUUGAGGGAUCCCUCAAAUAAGCUUAUUUGAGAGACACCUUUGUAGGGUCUACUCCGUAUUGUAUUUUACUAAUCCAAACCGUCUAUUGUGUA
This is a messenger RNA of Prunus avium (sweet cherry), 1420 nucleotides long. RefSeq names its product alpha/beta-Hydrolases superfamily protein. The record is from RefSeq and is a predicted model, not a curated record. Gene Ontology annotation, molecular function: catalytic activity. Lineage: Eukaryota; Viridiplantae; Streptophyta; Magnoliopsida; Rosales; Rosaceae.